CAUGCGCACUGCGCAGUCCGUCAGGCGGAUCCUCCGAUCAUGGAGGAUGUUGAUAUGCAAACCAGCUGCAAACUUUCCUCACUCUAUCACUAAACGUGCAGCAUUAAUCAACCUCUGUUUCUCAGGUUGCCAGAUCCUCUGCCAUGAAAUCCUCCUGAUUAAUUGACGUGUUGGUAAAAUGGCCGCUGAGCUGUUUCCUGCCAAAAAACUGCCCACUGUCACAGCCACCGCUGUCCAGCAGUACCAACAGCAGAACGUCAGCAACAACAACACCAUUCAGGGAUGUAACUGGCAAGGCUUGUAUCCCACGAUCAGAGAGAGAAACUCAGUCAUGUUCAACAACGAGCUGAUGGCCGAUAUUCAUUUUGUGGUGGGGCCCCCUGGAGGAACCCAGAGAGUCCCGGGACACAAGUAUGUCCUGGCUGUGGGCAGUUCUGUAUUUCAUGCCAUGUUCUACGGAGAACUGGCUGAAGAUAAGGAUGAGAUCCGGAUCCCUGAUGUGGAGCCACCUUCUUUCCUUGCCAUGCUAAAGUAUAUCUACUGUGAUGAGAUCGACCUGUGUGCAGACACUGUCCUCGCCACACUGUACGCCGCCAAAAAAUACAUUGUUCCCCACUUGGCCCGCGCUUGCGUCAACUUCCUGGAGACCAGCCUGAGCGCUCGAAACGCCUGCGUCCUGCUCUCUCAGAGCUGCCUGUUCGAGGAGCCCGACCUCACUCAGCGCUGCUGGGAGGUCAUCGACGCACAAGCCGAACUCGCCCUCCGCUCGGAGGGGUUCUGCGACAUCGACACUCAGACUUUGGAGAGCAUCCUGCGCCGUGAGACUCUCAACGCCAAGGAGAUGGUGGUGUUCGAGGCGGCGUUGAGCUGGGCGGAGGCCGAGUGUCACCGACAGGAACUCCAGCCCACCAUCGAGAAUAAACGGCUUGUUUUGGGAAAGGCCAUCUAUCUGAUACGGAUCCCGGCGAUGGCGCUUGAUGAUUUCGCUAAUGGCGUUGCUCAGUCGGGCGUGUUGACGCUCACCGAGACCAACGACAUUUUUCUGUGGUACACGGCGGCCAAGAAACCGGAGCUGAAGUUCGUCUGCAAACCGCGGAAAGGGUUGACGCCGCAGAAGUGCCACCGCUUUCAGUCGUGCGCGUACCGCAGCAAUCAGUGGCGGUACCGCGGGCGCUGCGACAGCAUCCAGUUCGCCGUGGACAAGCGGGUCUUCAUCGCCGGGUUUGGGUUGUACGGCUCCAGCUGCGGUUCGGCGGAGUACCAGGCCAAGAUCGAGCUGAAGCGCCAAGGAGUGACGCUCGGUGUCGCCAUCAUCAAAUACUUCUCCGAUGGCUCCAGCAACACCUUCCCCGUGUUCUUCGAGUACCCGGUGCAGAUCGAACCCGACACCUUCUACACGGCCAGCGUGGUUCUGGACGGGAACGAGCUAAGUUAUUUUGGCCAGGAGGGCAUGACCGAGGUCCAGUGUGGCAAGGUGACCUUCCAGUUCCAGUGCUCGUCGGACAGCACCAACGGGACGGGUGUGCAAGGGGGGCAGAUACCUGAACUCAUAUUUUAUGCUUGAGAGAGCGUCCUGCUCACAACUGAUUAAUCAGAAACCAACAGUUUUGUUCCUUAAUGAAGUGCUGCUCAGAUUUUGCACAAAGGCUGCAAAAAGAAUAUUAGAGAUUACUGACAAUCCUUAUAGACUAUAUUAUAAUUGUUAGUGCACCUAAAAAGGAAAAUUCAGUCAUUUACUCACCCUCAUGUCCUUCCGAAUGUGUUCAACUUUAUUUCUUCUGUAGAACAUAAAAGUUCAUGCUACUCUUCAACCAAGUCAGUGAAAAUUGGGGCUGUCAGGUAUGGAAGCUUGUUUCCACCAUGAAAUAAAAAAGAAAAAAGGUAAUUAUGACUGUUUAUCUCACAAUUCUGACUUUUUUUCACAGAAUUGCAAGAUAUAAACUCACAAAUUCAAGUUAUGAAGUGAAAAUUGCAUGAUAUAAAGUCAGAAUUGCAUGUUAUGUCCAAAUGUGAGGGAAAAAAGACUAACGUUUUUUUUUUUUUUUUUCAGAAUUGCAUUUAUAUCUCACAAUUCUGACUUUAUAACUCUAUAAAUUAAAAAAAAAAAUACAUUUUAACUUGCAAUUGCAUGUUAUAAAGUCAGAAUUGCAUGAUAUAAACUCGCAAUUCUGAGAAAAAGUCAGAAUUGCGAGUUUAUAUCAUGCAGUUCUGACUUUAUAACUCGCAAUUGAUUAUAUCACGCAAUUCUGAAAAAAACUGAGAUAUAAAGUUAGAAAAUUGUGUGAUAAAAAUGCAAUUGCGAGAAAAAAGUCAGAAUUGCGACUAUAUCUCACAAUUCUGACUUUAUAUCACGCAAUUCUGAUUUAUAACUCAGAAUUGUGAAAAGAAAAGUCAGAAUUGUGAGUUAAAAAAUCGCAAAAUUACCUUUUUUUUUUUUUCUUUUUUUUUAAAAUUUAGUAGCGGAAACAAGCUUCCAUAGUCAGGCUUCAGAAAGAGCAAAAAAAAAAAAACCCACUUUAAAACAUCUCAAAAGUUGUUCAUAUAACUUGUGCGCUAUAAUAUGCGCUGUGAAGUAUACACUGCCGUACAAAAUCUUGGGGUCAGUAAGUUUGUUUUUGAAAGAUUAAUACUUUUUUCAGCAAGGAUGAUUUGAAUUGAUCAAAAGUGACAGUAAAAACAUUUAAAGUAUUAUAAAAUAUUUCUAUUUCAAAUAAAUGCUGUUCUUUUAAACUUUCUAUUCAUCAAAGAAUCCUGAAAAAAUAAUUGUUUCCAUAAAAAUAUUAAGCAGCACAACUGUUUUCAACAUUGAUAAUAAUCAGAAAUGUUUCUUGAGCAUCAAAUCAUCAUAUCAGAAUGAUUUCUGAAGGGUCAUGUGACACUAAAGACUGAGUAAUGAUGCUGAAAAUUCAGCUUUGCAAAUAAAUAGAUCUUUGGUGAGCAGAAGAGACUUCUUUCAAACUUUUGAACAGUUUUGAACGACCCCAAACUUUUAAACAGUAGUGCGAAGUUAUUUGUUCAUAAGUUUGUUGCUCAGUUGAGGCCCUCAAGCUCUCAAAACUAAUUUCCAGUCUCGCAAAUUUGGUGUGUCAAGACGUGUCUUGCCAUUUUUGGCAUCGUUGAAGCAGAAGGCAAUUGGUUAUUGCAAGGUUUGCAACUAAAUGUGAUGCCAAGUUUAAAUAUGCAUAUGCAAAUGAGAUUGGAAGGAAUGGCUCUUAAUUAAUAAUGACUUGAAUUUCCUCACAUAAAGCUAUCAUACAACUUCAGAUCACAUGGGGAAAAAAUGGUGCACAAGUCAAAUAGGUGACAUGAGCUUGAGCAAAUGACCUAAUUUUCAUUUCUGUGUGACGUAUUUUGUUAAGAGCAGAGAUUAAGAUCCACUGAUUUAGCUGGACACAUCUUUGUCUCAGAGCAUUCAUGAAAAUGACUUUAGUAAGAACAAAUUGGCUAAAAAAAUAUGUAAAUCUUAACAGUUGAAACAAAAAUAACAUCUAGAUCACAUAAAUGCUAAUAAAUCCACAUAAACACUAACCCCUGGUUUCACAGACAAGGCUUAAGCUAGUCCUAGACUAAAAUGCAUGUUUGAGCUGUUAUAACUGAAAGCAACUUGCUCUGAAACAUCUUAAUAUUUCACUGCCAUUGUUUUGUCUCAAAGAUGCACACCAUUUAUGUUUUUUUUUUUUAGGGUACGUAUAAAAGCUACUUAAAUGCCCUAAUUGAACUAAGGCCUAAUCCUGACUUAGUCUAAGCCCUGUCUGUGAAACCGGGCCUAAAACCCUCUAGACACAGGGUCUCUUUCUGUUUUACAGGUCACAUGAUUGAUUAUCUCGUGACUGAUGACGUUUAAGCUGAAUUGUCAUUCCGUUGAUGUUUACCGUCUGCUCUGACUAACAGCAGACAUGUUGUGUUUCUUGUGAGAAAGAUGAUUUAAUAUCUUUAACUCUUAUUAGUGAAGUCACUCGUUGAUUUAUUCUACAGAAUCAUAUUUGUAUCACCUUGUGCGUCGUAUCGUAAUGAAACUGUAUUUUACUGAACUCUAAAGUAUUUGUAUAAUUUUUUUACUCGACACGUGAAGCACAAUUUGUCCUGAAGCGUUUCGCUAAGAACUUAUUUUCUCUACUUAAUAUUCAUGUAAUCCUAUAUUUUAUAGCAUUUUGGUGCAACAUAACAUUGUAUGUUAGUGGAAUGAAGUUAAAAGGGGUUUUACAAAGACAAAGAGAAAAGACUAGGAGAGAGAUAACUAGAGGUGCUGGUUAAGACAAAAAUCACUAUUACUAUUGCUCAAACUUAGGGUUUUUGAUUUUAUUAAAGUAUUAAGCACAACUGACGCUUUUCCGAACAAUCAGACUUAGAAACUUUGCCAUAAAACGGCAAACAUAGACAUUGAAGGAUGGUCCUGAGCCAUAUCGAGAGACCAGAAUGUCAUAAUUGGUGGGAUCUUUGACUUCUUCAGAAACUGUAAAAAUGAUACUGUGGUGAUAAAAAUUUGUGGGAAAACAACCUGAAACAAGACACUACAUUAAAGCUUUUCAGAUGGCGUACAUGUCGAUGUCAAACCUUAAUUGCACUAUUUCUCCGUUUUUUUUUUAACACUGUGGCACAAUCUAAAAUCAUUUCAUUCUGCUGGUUUCACUUUCGAAAUGCUCCAUUGUUAUCUAGACUGGAGUUCCGUGUUAUUUGGUCAAAUCAAACUUAAAAAAAUCUGCAAUUUGUGCCUUUUCUGGAUUGGUUUUGAUGGUGUGAACUACCCAAGCGGUUCUUACAUGUACACUUUAUAUUCCUGGACCAUGAAUUGAGAUGUUUUUACAUGCUCUGAGCACUGGUCGUAUUCACUGGAAAUGUAAGUGUGAUGAGAGGUUUUCAUUCAUUCAUUCAUUCACAGCUGUAUUUUGAUAUAUGGCACGUGAGCGAGCCUGUUUCUUCUGUUAUGUAGAACAUGAGGUGCCCGUGAAAGUGCCAACAGACUUAUUUGAAUGUGUGAGCAGCGUUUGUGUCAUUAUGAAUAAAGCUAACUUUAACUCCA
Ctenopharyngodon idella (grass carp) is the source of this 5020-nucleotide messenger RNA. It is a transcript of the gene btbd3a, whose product is annotated as BTB (POZ) domain containing 3a. Gene Ontology annotation, cellular component: cytosol. Gene Ontology annotation, biological process: dendrite morphogenesis; neurogenesis; cerebral cortex development. NCBI's taxonomy places the organism in Eukaryota, Metazoa, Chordata, Actinopteri, Cypriniformes, Xenocyprididae. Gene Ontology annotation, molecular function: protein binding. The transcript has 5 exons. Bases 179 to 1564 code for a protein of 461 amino acids. The record is from RefSeq and is a predicted model, not a curated record.